UUUCGUUUGGUCCGUCCCGCACACACCAUUCAUCUCGCUCGGGUAGUCCCCAGCGCCUGCGUUCCUCCAUGCUACCCCGACCCAAAUUGGAUUUCCCUCCGUUUCGGGGCGAACGUCCAUGCAGUUGGAAGCGGAACUGAAGAAGCCUUGGAGAUUUCCAAACGUCGGGAGCCCAGGCGUAUGGACAACGGCACUAGGGGGGCGCUCUCAUUUGCGUGGCGCCAUGCCACUACCUCCUCCACCUGGACGGCCACCUCCACCCAUGCCGGCUGUCGAAGAAAGACGAGUAGCACCCAAUGAUAUGGCAGGCUCUUCUACUUCCACUGAUGAAAGGCUAACCACACUACGAGCAUACCGACGUGCGCGUGGUCUUUGUUACCUGUGUGGGGAGAAAUGGUCGCGCGAGCACAAAUGCGCCACGGCUGUGCAGCUGCACGUGGUACAGGAAUUGUUUGAUGUGCUUGGCAUCUCAGGUUUCGACGCGGCAUCUGAAGCUCCGGACUCCGCCAGUGAAUGUCACACUAUCUCUAAAGCAGCUUUGGAUGGUACAGUAGCACCUCAAACGGUCCGACUGCAUGGCUCUAUCCAAGGACAGAAAGUGCUCAUGUUGAUUGAUUCGGGUAGUUCCCAUAGUUUUGUCAGUGACACUCUGGCUGCCCGUUUGAAUGGUGUAGUGGCAGCUAAGCACCCACUUCGGGUGCGGAUUGCUGAUGGUGGCCAACUUUGCUGUGCUCAAGAGGUGCCAAACUGUGACUGGUGGGUACACGGACACAAGUUUUGUUCUACUUUGAAGGUGUUACCGCUCGGAUGUUACGAUAUGAUUGUUGGCAUGGAUUGGCUAGAAAAGCACAACCCUAUGGAUGUGCAUUGGGGUCGCAAGCAACUUCAGUUCUUACAUCACGGAAGGGAGGUACAAUUGGUGGGGGUUCAACCCAAUGUCCAGCAGUGCUAUCGGUUGUCUCCUGCUCAAUUUCAUGCCCUGUUGGAUUGCAAUGAUGUGCAUCAGGUUAUUCAGCUAUGUGCAGUCGAAGCUUCAGCAGAAGGGGAUGGCAUUCCGGAUUCAGUCUCUCUUUUGCUACAACAGUUUGCCCAUCUCUUUGAACCACCAACAGGAUUACCUCCUCACCGAGCAUUUGAUCACACCAUUCCGCUGAUUCCAGGAGCUCAACCAGUCAACUUGCGUCCUUAUCGCUAUACUCCAACCCAAAAGGAUGAAAUUGAGCGACAAGUUGCAGAAAUGAUCAAACAAGGAAUCAUCCAACAUAGUUGCAGUCCCUAUGCUGCUCCUGUGUUACUAGUCCAGAAGAAGGAUUUGACCUGGAGGUUCUGUAUUGACUUCCGACGACUAAAUGCUAUUACCAUCAAGAAUCGCUACCCUCUGCCCAUUAUAGAAGAACUCCUUGAUGAGCUGAGCGGUUCUGUUUGGUUUACCAGCUUAGACCUGCGUUCCGGGUUCCAUCAAAUUCACAUGAAGCCAGGCGAAGAAUUCAAGACUGCUUUCAAAACGCACCACGGGCACUAUGAGUUCAAAGUGAUGCCUAAUGGUGUGACUGGUGGUCCAUCCACUUUCCAGGGCACCAUGAAUAUCGUGCUAUCUCCCUUGUUACGCAAGGGUGUUCUGGUGUUCAUUGACGAUAUCUUGGUGCACAGCGCUACUCUUGAACGACAUUGCGAGUUGUUGCGACAAGUGUUUCAGUUGCUGGCCAAGCACAAAUUUUACCUCAAGAUGUCCAAAUGUAAAUUUGCACAUCCAAGGCUCACCUAUUUGGGGCAUGUCAUCAGCGCAGCUGGGGUGUCGACUGACGAUAAGAAUAUUGCAGCCGUCAAGGACUGGCCGACACCCACAAAUGCCAGGGAGGUUCGUGGGUUUCUUGGGCUGGCAGGUUACUAUCGAUGAUUUGUCCGCAACUUUGGCAUUAUCAGUCGC
Molecule: messenger RNA, 1927 nt
Organism: Triticum dicoccoides
Lineage: Eukaryota; Viridiplantae; Streptophyta; Magnoliopsida; Poales; Poaceae
Exons: 2
Coding region: 119-1897 (592 amino acids)
Biological process (GO): proteolysis
Molecular function (GO): aspartic-type endopeptidase activity
Source: RefSeq, a predicted model, not a curated record